GCAAUCUUGACUGUUUUGAUUUUAAGAAAUAAUAUAAAAACAGAAUCGAUUCUCUUUUAGGCUUUCACAUUUUUUUCUAUAACUUGACACAAUUUCACAUGAAACACCAAAUCCGACCAAAACCAUCAAACCUCAAAAACCAACCAAAUCAUAAACAUAAAACCUAGUAAACUCCGAUGAAGAACAAAAACAACCUUAACAUAGUCACAAAAAUGAACAAUCACAACAUCACUCACAUCAAUCUUAAAUCACUUCCAAUGGAUCCAACUAUUUGGAGCAAAUUACCACCUGAAAUUCUUGAAUACAUCCUUUCUUUUCUUCCUCUCAAAACCUUCAUGUCUCUAAGAUCAACUUGCAAAGGUUUUUGGCCAUUGAUUUUCUCUCCUUCAUUCAUCUCAAAACAUUCACCUUCAUCAUCUUCAUCUUCUUCACCUUUUUCUUCUUUUCUCUUACUUUCUCACCCUCAAUUCCACCGUCACUUUCCUCUUUAUGAUUGCAACCUUGGAACAUGGCGUAAUAUUUCUCUCUCUUUCUCUGAUUCACUUCACUCUUCACCUUCUUUCACUACUCUUGUUUCUUCUGGUGGUCUUUUUUGUUUAUCUGAUUCACUUUCAUGUUCUUUACUUGUUUGUAACCUUUUAGCCAAAUCCAAGAGAAAGAUUCAAUAUCCAAAUUUCAAUCUUCAUAUUGAGCAUCUUACAUUUGUUACAACACCAAAAGGGUAUAUGAUUUUUGUACUCUCUUCUGAAUCAAAUUCAAAUAGUGUUUUUCUUUAUGAUUCAAGCUCAAGGGUUCUAUCUUGGAGGAAAUUCAAUGGUUUUGGUCCAACUCUAAGUGAUAACCCUCAUCAACAAGGUGUUUACUUUAAAGGGUGUUUGUAUUUUGCUACACCAGAACCAUUUUCUGUUGUGUAUUUUGAUUUGGAGAGUGGAAAAUGGGAAAAACCAAUUGGUAAUUUACCUGAACAACUCACUUUUGUUAGAUUGGUUAGUGUGAAUGAUGAUGCUGUUGAAGAAGGUAAAAAACUGUUUUUGAUUGGUGGGGUUGGGAGCAAUGGAAUUUCAAGGAGUAUUAAAUUGUGGGAAAUGAGUGAAGAAGGGAAUUGGGUUGAAAUUCAAAGUUUGCCUGAUCUUAUGUGUAGGAAAUUUGUGUCUGUUUGUUAUCAUAACUAUGAGCAUGUUUAUUGUUUUUGGCAUGAAGGAAUGAUUUGUAUUUGCUGUUAUACAUGGCCAGAGAUUUUGUAUUAUUUGGUUUCAAGAAGGACUUGGCAUUGGCUUCCUAGGUGUCCUUCAUUGCCUUUUAAAUGUAGCUGUGGUUUUAAGUGGUUCUCUUUUGUUCCUAAGUUGUAUGCUGAAGUUUGAAGACUGAAUGAGAGAGUGAAUAUUGUUUUGAGUUUUUUGUUUUAUGGUUGUUGUAAUGUAUGAAAGAAAGGUUUAAGAUUGUAUUAGGACAUGAUGAUCCAGAUUCAGUUGUUAUAUAAUUUGUUUUUUAUUUCUGUUUUUGUGACAGAUUUUGGAAUUGAAUUUUGUCCAAGGAAACUGUUUGUUGGA
Medicago truncatula (barrel medic) is the source of this 1550-nucleotide messenger RNA. Its product is annotated as F-box/kelch-repeat protein At5g43190. The record is from RefSeq and is a predicted model, not a curated record. Lineage: Eukaryota; Viridiplantae; Streptophyta; Magnoliopsida; Fabales; Fabaceae. Gene Ontology annotation, molecular function: protein binding. The transcript has a single exon. Bases 177 to 1361 code for a protein of 394 amino acids.